AUGUCGGAAGUGAAUUCCACAGCUGCAGUUGUUUUGACAGGUCUGUUUAAAGUUACAUUUUAAGCUCUGUAUUUCUUAUAUUUUGAGUCUUUUUCUUCCAAUAUUCUACAAGUAUAGAGGAUACAUCGUCUUCCAGUCUUUGGAACAAACAAAAACGGCAAGCUCGACUCCAUACAAAGAGCUUCAAUGAGUCGCAGUAGAAAUCCACCUGCCCGUGGGCAGGGAGCAGCCCGAGCCAAACAGAUGGGGCUGUUACUUGACCUAAACCCUGAUGGAGGAAUGGAUGAUGGUGAAAAUGAUGAAGACCUGGAGGCAGAGCUGAUGAAUCUGGUUGGUUCAGGUGGUGGAGGCAGACCUCAACCAAAGAAAGGUGAUGGAAGAGCUCCUGUUGCAAUAGCUGAAAUAGAGCGAAUGGCGGCUCUUUGUAUGAAAGACAUAGAUGAUGAAGAUGUAGGAGAUGAAGAUUUGGAGGAUGAGGACCUUCUGGCAGAGUUAAAUGAGGUUUUAGAGGACAGCGAAGAGGAAACCUCGUCUCCCACACCUCCUGCCUCCACUCCAUCAGGUCCAAAAUUCACUGUCACAUCCCACUCACCAGCUUCAGCCCCCAGUGGGGGAACAGGGGUGGAGUCCAAGUUAAUGGAACGUAUUCAGAUGUACACUACAGCCAUAUCUAAUGCUAAAGCUGCUGGAGAAAGUAGCAAAGUGAGAAGAUACGAACGUGGAUUAAAGACCUUGCAGUCCAUGUUAACAUCUGUGAAGAAAGGAAAGCCAAUCAGUGAGGAAGAGAUGCCGCCUCCUGUUGCUUUGGGGGGAAAGACCAGUGUGUUACCUGAAGUUGUUCCAGCACAGGAGGUACCACAUCCUGUGGACAGAUCCCCCUCCCCAUACAAUCAAAAACCUUCCAAAGAAGCUCCACCACCUGCUUACAAUACUAAGCCACAACUCACUCCUCCUCAAAAUAGUGCUGCUGCAUCUAUCACCCCGGACACCCCUGCCAUUUCCCCACUCACUCCUAGUCGACCUGAUGCACAAGACUCAGAGCUGAAGCAGGCAGUGUUGUCCAGGCAAAGAGAAUACAAGUUGGCUGCUAUCAAUGCCAAACAAAAUGGGGACAUUAAUCUGGCCAAACAACAUUACAUGGUUGCCAAGAAAAUGGAUGCAAUGCUGGAAGCACUGGACAAACAUGAACCAUUUAAUAUGAGCGCUCUCCCCCCUCCACCCGGUGAUGCUGGUACUACAGCUGUUCCUCAGCCUUCCUCUAAACCUGCUGCUCCUGCUGCUCCUGCUGCUCCAGCUGCUCCUGCUGCUCCUGCUGCUCCAGCUGCUCCAGCUGCUCCAGCUGCUCCAGCUGCUCCAACUCAUAUAAACCCAGCAAACCUUCCUGCUCCCAAAACAGUAGCUGAAGCAUUACAGCAAAGAAUGGAAAUAUACAAGUCAGCAGCAGAGGGAGCCAAGAGCAAAGGAGAUGACCGCAAGGCACGCAUGCACCAGCGCAUUGUCAAGCAAUAUCAAGAUGCAAUCAAAGCCCAAAAAGCUGGACGACCUGUAAACUUGUCAGAUCUCCCUAUGCCACCAGGCUGUCCACCACUUCAAGGCUCAGAGAGUGGUGAGCAGAACUUCAUGGGAGUCCUGGAAACGGCAAUGAAAAUUGCAAAUCAGGAUGUCGAAGCAGAUGAUGAGGAUACACCUAAAGGGACUACUACGUCUGCAGUCCGUCCACCAGUACAGAAAGCCAAAUCCCCAGCCCCUCAAGCUGCCCCCAAACUAGCACCUAAAGUCCAACUACAAUUAGAUUUCCUGUUGCUAAGGCGACAGGCUUUUGUACGUGCAGCUCUUCGCUCAAAACAGAUGAAGGAUAUGACGGGAGCAGCACAACACCUUAAACAUGCUAAAGGAGUGGACCCUAUGAUAGAAGCUUCCAAAUCUGGACUUCCUGUUGACAUCAGAAAGGUUCCAAUGGCUCCAAUAAAUGAGGAGGAUUUCUUUCUGUCACGUUCUCGUUCUUCACCAUCAAUGUCACCGCGCUCCAGUGAACAGUACCAUGCUCUGAUGGAUCUUCUCAGAAAGCAGCAUGAUAAAUGUAUGGGCCUUUGUCAGCAGUUCACUGAGCAUGGCAACAUCGCAGAGGCCUUUAAAUUUGAGAAGCUGAUGGGGGAAUGUAUGAAGAGCAUAGAGAUACUGAAAAAUGGCUAUUCUAAAGGGCAUCCAGUUCCCAAGUGCCGUACUGAGGAGAGGACCUUCAACACUGUGAAGAUCUAUUCAAAUCUAACUCCUAAUGACAUGCUACUAUACAUCAUCAAAGGUGUCAACCUGCCAGCACCUUCAGGUGUCUCACCUAACGAUCUCGAUGCCAGUGUGAAGUUUGAGUUCCACUUUCCCAGUGCAGAAGAGGCCCAACAAGACAAGACCAACUUUGUGAAAGGCACCAACAACCCAGAGUUUAAAGAGCAGUUCAGACUCAACAUAAACCGUUCACAUCGAGCCUUCAAACGAGUUAUUCAGUCCAAAGGAAUAAAAUUUGAGAUCAUCCACAAAGGUGGUUUCUUCAAAAAUGACAGAGUUAUCGGUACAGCUCAGUUGAAGCUAGAGGCGCUGGAGAACAAUUGUGACUUCAGGGAGUUCAUAGAGGUAAUGGACGGGCGUAAAGCCACUGGAGGUAAACUGGAGGUGAGAGUGAAAAUCCGGGAGCCAGUGUCUGGGGCUCAUCUGCAGCCAGUCACAGAGAAGUGGCUGGUUUUGGAGCCAGUGUCUCCUUUGUCACCUCCUGAGAAGCAAAAGGAAAGAGCGCCUUCUCCUCGAUCCAAACACAGAAGUGAAUUCAGCAGCAGUGGCAGGAGUAGCACCCCCAGCGGCAGCAGCUCUCCACCUCAGUACAAACUCCACAGCUUCAGUCUCCUCAACUUUGACAAGGAGAGGUUUGAGAGAAAGUUAGCGGAGUACCGUAAAAAUCGCCAUGACCCUCCUCCAGACCUUGUACAGCAAUACAAAGAUGUCACAAAUAGACUUCAAUGGCAGAAAGCUUACCUUGAGCGUGCUUCACCUGCUAUGCUAAAUGAAUAUGAAAAUGUUCUGAAACGAUUUGCACAAGGACUCUCCGACUCAAUAAAGAAAUACUCCACCCAAGGAAACAGAGAUGCUGCUAAGGAUGCUUUGGGCAGACUGAAGAUGGUAGAACAUGAGCUUGAAUCACUCCAAAGGAAACGUACGGGAUAAGAGGGAAAAAGGAACACCGUGCCAGGCUGGAAUACUGUUACCGUUCCUUAUUUAGAAACACUGCAAUGGGUACUUUUAGCAUGAUUACAGUACUGAGCUCUACUUCAUACCUGCAUGGAAACUUCAGUCAGUGUAGCUUCCAUUGAUUGCUGCAGAAAUUUACAUUUACUCUACUGGAGCUGUACAUGCAGGUUAUUUUUGCACUUAAACACUACAGAGUUCCUCCUAGCCUUAUUUUUAAAUGUUUUAUUCAUUUUUGCACUUGGGUGUAAUAUUAUUUUCACUGAAGUAACUCUCCAUCCUUUUUGUUAGUGCGUGGGAAACAGUCGGCAACAAGAUUUUGUACUUAAAUCUGAAACAAGCAAAAUUAUUAUAAUAAAAAUACAAGAGAGCUUGACAAAUUUGGGGACAUAUUUACUGGAUCAGAUCAGACAGGGCAUCUCCUUUGAGUAGAGGUAUUAAUUUAUUAUUUUGUAACCAAUAUUUUAUCAUAUUGCCUGUUUGGUACAACGGGAUAAUUUUAUGUUUUGGUGGAUAAUUUUCUCAGUCUCCGUUAACAUUUGUACAAUACUUAAAAUAUGGUUUUCCAGAUAAGAAUAGUGCUAUUUUGCCCACCCUUAGUUGUGAGCUGUCCCCCGUCUGUGGUGUUCAGUAUGUGUUAGGGCUGGGCAAUAUUACCAUAAUGAAAGAAACUGUGGUCUGAUCCAGUGACGAUAAGAUUGUGUUAUGGUGAUAAAAAGCAACAUUUGAACUCACAGAAGAAGAACAUGUCUUUUGUUAUCCUGUAAUGGCAGAUAAAAGAUACUAACUAGAUUAGGAUGACCAGAUUUUCAAAAUGAAAAACUGGGCCACCCCUGGUUUGGGGUGGUGGGCAAUAAUAAAACUGUGAAAAGUGUAUAUAAUCAAAGAAACUUCACAAAUGUAAUUAAGGAAAAUUGUUAUGCACUCACUCCAUUCAUGAUUUAUUCAUGACUAAUAUCUGAGUUAGUAUAUAAGCUGAAAGACUUAAAAUCAGUCCAACUGAGAACAGUUUUGUGUUCUAGUAACUUUCAAGUCUCUUUUUCUGAAUAUUAAAGCUUCUAGAGGUGUUUGGAUGUUCUUCAAAAAUAGGAACACCUGGGGAAUUUCUUGAAACUGGGACAAAUCAGUGGAUUUGAAUAAAUCUACUGGGACAGAGGGACACAGGGCUCAAAACAGGGACUGUCCCAGGUAUGUUUGGUCACCCUAAACUAGAUGAAUCAUGAUAAAAUCAAAUUAGUGAUCUUUGCUCUUUCAUUUUGGAAUAUUGCCCUCUCCUUGAAUCAAAAAGAGAUCCCAGGUUUAUAUAGCAGCAUUAUGACAUCUUCAAAAAUAGACAAGUGGUCAAAAUUCUUCCUCUGAUUUGUAUGUAUGUUUACUCAUUAUGUGUCCAUGCCCAUAUGAAUGUGUGCCUGUAAGUACCACUGUGUAGUAUGUAUAACCAUCAAACCAAUGUGUUUUAACCCCAUAUUUUAUCUGUGAAACAAACUUAAUCUAAUCUGUCUGCUCCAGUGUUUCCAGAUUACAGUAAUCUGCCCCUUUGCAGUUCUGUGAUAUGAGAGUAUAAAAAGUGGGGCUUUCGGGCACUGCAGUCUACAUCCCAUAAUGAGGGAUUAGUGUUUGUGUCACCAAGGAGACGCAGAGAUCAAGUCACUUUUAGGGUUGGCAAAGAAGGGUGUUACGAUUUCACAGAAGUAACAACUUGCUUCUGUUAACUCGUAUUGUCAAAUUGUUCAUUUUAAAGUCCUCUGUCUAUUCACUGAUUUAAAGAUUAUUGUGUUUUGGAUGAAAUAAUAUAAAAUUUCUCUCUUUUAUUUCUGCAUUCAGAGCUGGGACCAAACUAAAAAGUCUAAUAUAGUACAUAUUAGACUUUUUAGUUUAGUCCCAGGAUCUGAAUCUUUUUUUUUUUUUUACUCUUCACUAAAAAAUUGUUGAGCAGAUUGUUGUUGUGGCUCCUAUCCAUCUUGAAACUUUUGAUCAUUACUUCAAGUGGAUGUGAGCUGGCAAGGGAGAAAAAGUCACAGUAAUUUCAAACAUUUCAAGCAAGUGAUUAUCAUGAAAAUUUGGGGCAAAACUUUUGACUAGUAAAUGUGUGCAAAUAUUUUUGACUAAUCAUUUAUAUAUAAAUGUUUUUGAUGGUUUUGGGUGGGCUACAUUUUAUUUUAUUUUUAUUUUAUUUUUUCAUUUGGCAAAGCUCAAAAUUGCGAAAGAUAUUACAUUUUUCUAAUAUGGCUCACCUGAUUUGUGAUUCUGAACUACAAACAACACUCCAUAUUAUUUUUUGAUUGUGUGACUCAUGUUUCUGUGACACUUCAAUAAUUUGUGGCCGGUGCAUGAAAUUGAAAAAUGAUGCUCUUCUCAUAACAAAUCACACAAUAAUAACUUGUUAUCCAUCAAGAAGUAUAUUUUGUUUGUACUGAAAAAAAAAAUCUAAAUGAAAUCAAUGUAAGCUAUGAUUUUCACAGUUAAUUAGCGAAGACAAAUGAUAACAUUACUUUAAAUCCUAAUUAAUUCAGGGGUAAAUUCUAAGUUAAUAAUCAUAACCACAAAGCCUUUAUUUUUAUUUAACAUUACUUAACCCUGAUGGCUUAAAGGGCCACUAUGCAACGUCUAAGGUGAAGGGCUGGCUACUUGCUUGAGAUGUAAUAUCUACAUGGAAUGUUCCACCGUAUGGCAUUAAACUUAUCUGACUUGCAUGUAUUCACGUACAGGUGUUUUAAAGCUCAAAAAUACAUGAAUUCUUGCUAUAUGCAGGCUUGCUUCUCCAUAGAUCUGAUUCGUAACUUGUAUCCACUGUGAUAUCCAAGUUUAUUUUCACACUCCUAUAAUAUUCAAGGCAAAGUAAUUAAAUCUCCAUGGAGCCAAGCCGGUGGCGAACCUUCUACCAGAAAAGUUACACACUGUACUUUAUGUUUAGCUGAUGUUUGUUUUACCCUGGAGCCGUUCUGCUCGUAAAACAAGUGCUUGCAUAAGUAGGCCUAUGUAAUGAUGCCCUGUUAACAUAUGAUAAUUAUCGACUCAGAUGCACUGAUACUAGGCGCCUUUUCUGUCUCUGUUGGUGGGUGCAUUAACCAGCUUUCAGCAGUGGGAUUUGUGCUUUUGGGAUAGGCCUGUCCCAGUGGUGAGUCACGUUCCCUCCACACAGAAGACACCCACUCUUUUACUUUUUAUCUUAUGGUUGAUUUGGUGGACCAUUGUAGCCGUAAAACGUGUUUGGACAAUAUUUCCAUCAACUAUAAUUACUGUAGAGGCCUAUGUAAUAUUUGUAUACUAUAUAAUAUAUGAUCGUUGGUUAUUUUAAAUGUCAUGUUCUGGGGAUUGUAACAGCCUUUGUCUGAGCUUAUCGCUAUAUAUGAAGUUGGUGAACGAAAAUUAAAGCCGUGUCCUCCCUCCCA
This is a messenger RNA of Boleophthalmus pectinirostris (great blue-spotted mudskipper), 6626 nucleotides long. RefSeq names its product coiled-coil and C2 domain containing 1A (gene cc2d1a). Gene Ontology annotation, cellular component: nucleus. NCBI's taxonomy places the organism in Eukaryota, Metazoa, Chordata, Actinopteri, Gobiiformes, Gobiidae. The transcript has 28 exons. Bases 187 to 3213 code for a protein of 1008 amino acids. The record is from RefSeq and is a predicted model, not a curated record. Gene Ontology annotation, molecular function: DNA-binding transcription repressor activity, RNA polymerase II-specific; RNA polymerase II cis-regulatory region sequence-specific DNA binding. Gene Ontology annotation, biological process: regulation of transcription by RNA polymerase II.